UUAAUUUAAUGAGUACAUGAUAAUGCAGGAUCUUUUAGUCCUUUUGGGUAGGGUAUGGGUCUCAAAAUUAUCUUUGAGUAUGAAUAGGAUAAUACUUAUCCAUUAACAAGCCUAUCAAACAUCAUACAUUAUUACCAGUGAUUGGAAAUGCAGUUCAAAGAGCAUCAUGCAAUAAUAACAAUACAACAAACUGAAGGUGAGGCUAUUGUAUUCCGUGAGGCAAUUCUUCUUGAUCACAACUCCGGCAACUUGCAUCCGCAUGUUGAGCUGCCGAUCGGGUUUCAACCUUAGAGUCCAGAAUCAGGUUGUCGAUCCCGACAGCAGCAAUGAUGUAAGAGGAGGAAUGCUCGGCCAAUAUGUUAUGAAUGGUGGAGAAGGGCCUAAUAGCUAUGCUCAGAACUCAUCCUACCAGGGAGGAGUUAUAGACGUGGCAAAACCAAUACUCGAAGAAGAAAUUUCCAGAAAACUAGAUAUCAAACACAUUUCUUCUACAUUCAGGAUUGCAGAUUUUGGCUGCUCAACGGGGCGCAACUCUUUUGCAGCUAUGCAAAUUAUAGUGGAAGCUAUCAAACGCAAAUUCGAAACAGAUGGAAAAGUUAUGCAGAUCCCUGAUUUUCAAGUGUUCUUUAAUGAUAAAGUCACCAAUGAUUUCAACACUCUUUUCAGUUCACUUCCCCCCCAAGGACUUUACCAUGUCACCGGAGUGCCAGGUUCUUUCCACAGCCGCCUGUUGCCGAGAGCUUCACUUCAUUUUGGCUACUCGUGUUUUUCACUUCACUGGCUCUCUGAGGUGCCAAAGGCAGUGCUGGACAAUACAUCUCCAGCGUGGAACAGUGGGAAAGUUCACUAUUUUGGAGCAAGGAGAGAAGUGUGUGAAGAGUAUGCAAAUCAGUAUGCCAAGGAUAUAAAGUCAUUCUUGGAUUCUAGAGCAGAGGAGCUGGUGCCUGGGGGGCUAAUGGCCCUUCUUGUCCCUGCAGUCCCUGCUUCCUGGAAUCCCAACUCAGCGUACACAGUGCUCACCGAGGUUUAUCAUCUCGGUUCAUGCCUCGUCGACAUGGCAAAAAAGGGAAGAUUCUACGAGGACAAGAUAGACUCCUUCAACUAUUCAGUAUAUUUCCCCGUCCCUCAAGAAUUGAAGGCUAUAAUAGAGAAAAGCGAUAAUUACAUAAUGGAAAGAAUGGAGAUACUAGACAAUCCAGGGAAGCGCAGCUUGACAGGCCCCAAAGAGCGUGCCUCAUACUUGAGAGCAGUCAAUGAGGGAAUGCUGGUAAAUCACUUUGGAACUGAAAUAAUGGAUGAAUUGUUUGAUCGCUACACCAAGAAACUUAAAGCUUCACCACUUUUCUCAGACCCCAACUCUGACAAAACCAUCCUAAUAUUUGUCCUCCUCCAGCGCAAGCCAAUCAUGUUUUUCUAGUUCUUGAUUUAAAAAAUUGUGACUCCAUGACUAUAAGAUCAUGGGUUCAAUCCUCACCAAUUAACGCGGAAUGUUAUUUUGUUC
Molecule: messenger RNA, 1501 nt
Organism: Sesamum indicum (sesame)
Lineage: Eukaryota; Viridiplantae; Streptophyta; Magnoliopsida; Lamiales; Pedaliaceae
Product: loganic acid O-methyltransferase
Molecular function (GO): methyltransferase activity
Source: RefSeq, a predicted model, not a curated record